Messenger RNA from Paramisgurnus dabryanus, 2269 nucleotides. RefSeq names its product tRNA 5-methylaminomethyl-2-thiouridylate methyltransferase (gene trmu). NCBI's taxonomy places the organism in Eukaryota, Metazoa, Chordata, Actinopteri, Cypriniformes, Cobitidae. Gene Ontology annotation, biological process: tRNA wobble position uridine thiolation. The record is from RefSeq and is a predicted model, not a curated record. Gene Ontology annotation, molecular function: sulfurtransferase activity. Gene Ontology annotation, cellular component: mitochondrion.
CUGAUUUUUUUGUUACCGGUGUGGCAAUGUUUUGCAAAUGACUUUAAACAUGGCGACCUUCAUGAUAGAGGCGUGAAACGCACCAUCCCAUUCUUAAAAAUUGUUUAUUUGAUUAAUUUCUAUACGCAAUAUGGGCUUAGUCAGACACGUGGUGUGUGCCAUGUCUGGAGGGGUUGACAGUUCGGUCAGUGCGUUGUUACUUAAAAGAAUGGGCUAUCACGUGACUGGAGUGUUUAUGAAGAACUGGGAUUCUCAUGAUGAGAAAGGGGUCUGUUCCUCAGAGACUGAUUGUGAAGAUGCUUAUAAAGUGUGUAAGAUGCUAGACAUGCCUUUCCACCAGGUGUCAUAUGUUAAAGAAUAUUGGCAUGAAGUGUUCAGUAAUCUGCUUAAGGAAUAUGAGAGCGGCAGAACACCCAAUCCAGACAUAUUGUGUAACAAACACAUCAAGUUCAAGCACUUUUAUCAGUAUGCUGUUAACACUUUAGGUGCUGACGCCAUGGCGACAGGACACUAUGCACGGACAUCCCAAGAAGACAAGGAGGUUUUUCAACAGAAGUACGCUCCACCCGGUCGAACCCUUUUCAGAGAUCGAUUUGAAAUCAGAAAACCGGUACGGCUAUAUCAGGGAGCUGAUCUCUUAAAGGACCAAACAUUCUUCCUAAGUCAGAUCUCCCAGGAUGCUUUGCGACGCACAUUAUUCCCCUUGUCUGGACUAACCAAAGACUUUGUAAAGAAGAUAGCAGCUGAGGCCGGAUUUCAGCAUGUUUUAAAGAAGAAAGAGAGCAUGGGAAUCUGUUUCAUUGGAGAAAGAAACUUUGAGCAGUUUAUCCUUGAGUAUUUAGAGCCCAAACCUGGAAAUUAUGUCUCUAUUGAAGAUGGAAAGAUAAUGGGGCAGCAUAAAGGUUGGUUCACAUUAACACUGGGGCAGAGAGCUAGAAUAGGAGGGCAAAAAGACCCUUGGUUUGUGGUUGAUAAAGACAUCACAACUAGUGAGGUAUUUGUGGCACCAACAACUAACCACCCAGCACUGUUACGAGACACAUUAAAAACAGACCGAUUCCACUGGAUAGCCGAAGAGCCACCUGUUGAACUUAUUCGCACUCAAAUGAUGGAAUGUCACUUCCGUUAUAAUAACCGGAUGCCUUUAACUCCAUGCACUGUGACUUUAAAUCUAGAUGGGUCAGUGUGGAUAAUUGCUAAACAGCCAAUGAGAGCAAUGACACCUGGUCAGUUUGCUGUGUUGUAUAAAGGAGAUGAGUGUUUAGGCAGUGGUAAGAUUAUUCUUCUAGGACCUACAAAAUUCACUCUUCAGAGAGGUCAAAACUGCAUGAACUGUACAUCUAAAGACACAAGUCAUCAUAAGCUGGAGCCAAUCAGCUGAGACCUAUCUGUGUCAUAUUGAAACACUUCCGGUGGGGAACUACUAAAUAACACCAAGAUCUUUACAGGCCUGUGCUGUUCAAAAACAAACCUGUCCAACGUCUAAGACUGUAGAAAUGCAAAGGCCUUGAUUGUUUCUGCUAAAAUACGGAAGCAUUGGAUGUUUUCUGUUAUUUUUUUACUAUAAUUUUUUUUUAAUAUAAAAGAAAUUUUACGGAUUUGUAAAUGUUUGUUAAUUUGUUGUAAAAAAAAAAAAAAGAUUUGUAUUUCUGCUGUCUUUUGAGACAAAGACUGGUUUAGACCAGUGGUUUUCAAACUGGGGGCCGCGAGAUGGUGCCAGGGGGGCCCCAGUUUUAUGGCAUUUUAUGAAAUACAUUAAUUUAUCAUGAAUUCUGUGUAAUUAAACCUAAAAAAAUAAGGCUACUAACCAAAAGCACUACUUUUUGUAUAAUUUAAUGUUUUUUUUUUGUUUGUUUUUUUAAAUGUUGAGUUUUAGAACAGUUUUUUGUCACAAAUUUUGUUUGGGGGGCCGCGCAGGAAUGCACCGUGCACAAAGGGGGCCACACGCUGAAAAAGUUUGGGAACCACUGGUUUAGACGGUCAGUUGUCAGUAGAGGGCGUGCGCCCGUCAUUUAUGUCUUCUGAGACGCACAAAAUCUGUGCGCUUUAUAUCGUACUGUUGUAAUACAAUUUUUAAUGUACAUUUUAGCACAGAAUAUGUUAGGGUAUAAUAAAGUAAAGUAUAAUACUAAGAUAAUUUAAUGUAAUUAAAAAAAAACUAAUGCAAUAUAGAAUUGGCCUUCUUUGCUUAUAGUCUCUGAAUAAUUUAGCCGUUUAAAUUUACUUUAUGGUAGUUUUAUACAGAUUGCAUUAGUUUGCGGAUUUCACG